AAGCCGAGGAUCAUUAUCGUGUGUUCGGCGUUGAAGGGGAGUUACCACUCAAUGUUAAGGGCUGAAAUUAUAUUGGAAGCAGAGGCAUCGCAACACUCGGGAAAGCUUCCGACGAUGAAAGGCUCGCGGGAGGUGCCCACGGGCCGAAUAAUGAAAUGCCAGGGGCAUUUCAUGAUGGCUGCGAUGUUGGAUAGCCAGUUGAAGACGCUGGAAAGCCCC
Molecule: messenger RNA, 219 nt
Organism: Suillus plorans
Lineage: Eukaryota; Fungi; Basidiomycota; Agaricomycetes; Boletales; Suillaceae
Exons: 1
Source: RefSeq, a predicted model, not a curated record